AUGAGCGAAAUAGACCAAUGUGAUGAAGCAACUUUUGGACCAAAGCGAGAUUCAAUUUACAUAGUAGUGCCACUCACAAUAAUAUACAUAAUAAUCUUCAUCUCGGGUACCAUUGGGAACAUCAGUACCUGCAUAGUAAUAGCGAGGAAUAAGAGUAUGCAUACUGCAACAAAUUACUACCUGUUCAGCUUGUCCAUCUCCGACCUUGUGCUACUGAUCACUGGCCUCCCGCAAGAGGUCUACCUCUUUUGGUCACGGUAUCCGUACAUCUUUGGGUCCACCUUUUGUUUCUUAAGAGGACUGUUUGCGGAGACGUCGGGAAACGCCACGGUACUUACAAUCACAGCUUUCACGGUCGAGAGGUACUUAGCGAUAUGCCAUCCAUUUCUAUCACACGCCAUGUCCAAACUCCCUAGAGCGGUCAAAAUCAUACUGUGCAUUUGGCUGGUAUCUGUUUCGUUGGCCAUUCCUCAAGCCAUGCCUUUGAGUGUCGUCGGAGACUGUCCGCAGUGCGUUUUUAAAGAAACUGACACAGUGAUCGGAUACGCGUUUGAAGUGUCAACGUUGCUGUUCUUUGUGGCUCCGAUGACAAUGAUCACUGUCCUGUAUGUUUUGAUCGGCAUGAGACUGAAGUCAUCCAGGACUAUCAAGAAAAGGAUCAGCACAACAGCCAGGAAUCAGUGCAGGUCCUCAAGAAAAGUGAUUAAAAUGCUAGGUGAGUUUUAG
This is a messenger RNA of Acanthoscelides obtectus, 726 nucleotides long. The record is from the annotation of a GenBank genome assembly. NCBI's taxonomy places the organism in Eukaryota, Metazoa, Arthropoda, Insecta, Coleoptera, Chrysomelidae.